AAAUUUGGCAGGUGAAAUUCGCUUGUGACUGCCACUCGUGACGGUGACAAGGCCGUGUCCUCCAUUCGGACUGCCUUUGUAUUGUGGUUCUCACCCACACACACAUCUGUUACCGCCAUAAUCUCUCAAGCGCUCCCCCAAGCAUAAAGGGACGUUCCCGCUCCUCCAUCCUAUUCCCCACCGAAUCCCCUCGGACGCAGGACGACACAACGCGGAGUGACGGCUGUGAUGGGCAAUUGUGGUUCGCAACCCGACCAGGCGGGCAAAGAGAAGAGCGAUGCGAUUGACCGCCAACUCGAUGAGGACAGUAAGAGGUUCAAGAAAGAGUGCAAGAUUCUACUCCUAGGCUCCGGCGAGUCCGGCAAAUCCACAAUCGUGAAACAAAUGAAGAUCAUCCACCAAGACGGAUUCAGUCGUGACGAGCUCCUCGCCUUCCGACCGACCAUCCACAAAAAUGUACUGGACUCAGUGCAGGCCGUCAUUCUCGCCAUGCGGAAGAUGGGUGUCGACCCCACACACUAUGGCAAUCGGGUACUGGCGGAUAAGAUCAUCGAUGCUGUGUCUGUGACCGAGACCCCCGACUUCUUGACUCCGGAGAUCGCAGACGCCAUCAGCCAGGUGUGGCAAGACCCCGUGAUCAUGAAGAUCCUCGACGAGCACCACAGCGAAUUCUAUCUCAUGGAUAGCGCUGUCUAUUUCUUCACGGAAGUGUUGCGCAUCGGGGCACCAGAUUACGUGCCCACAGAAGCUGACGUUCUACGAGCUCGAGCCAAGACGACAGGGAUCGUGGAAACACGUUUCAACAUGGGCGGACUAGCGAUACACAUGUUCGAUGUCGGGGGUCAGCGCUCAGAGAGGAAGAAAUGGAUCCAUUGUUUUGAAAGGCAAGUUUCCUUUCGUGCGCCCUUCCCUUCUCUCAUCGUGUUACACAGUGUAACGAGCAUUAUAUUUUGCACGGCGUUGAGCGAAUACGACCAAACGCUGUUGGAGGCCAAAGAUCAAAACAGGAUGAAGGAGUCUCUCCUGCUCUUUGACUCUGUGAUCAACUCUCGAUGGUUCCUACGAACAUCGAUCAUUCUAUUCCUCAACAAGAUAGAUGUGUUCAAGGCCAAGUUAGCCAAGGCACCUCUGAAUCGAUUAUUCCCCGAGUAUGUCGGUGGUGACGACAUCAACAACGCGGCACGGUUUAUUCUGUGGAGAUUCAUGCAAACGAAUCGUGCGCGGUUGAGUGUCUACCCGCAGUAUGUCAUAUUCUUGGGCCCUUUCGAGAUGGCAUUGACCCCUCUCCAGUUUAACGCAAGCGACGGAUACCUCGAACAUCCGUCUUGUAUUUGCUGCGGUCAAGGAAACGAUCUUGCAGAACGCGCUCAAAGACUCGGGCAUAUUGUGAGCCUGUGUCAAGUGUCUCGUUCUGUUUUACUACGCAUUUGUACCAUCAACCCACACCACUGCAUCGCUCAUGUCUAUCGCAUUGUCACUGCUUUUGCCUGAAUGGCCCUUCCAAUACUGAUAUGUUUCUACCUUAAUCUGCUACCAUUACAUAGAGCGGAUCUUGUUGGGCCGUUUUGUAACAUCUAUAGUUUGUAUUCACAUCAGAUUCUCUCUUUGGACUGAUUCUUUUAUCUGCCUCAGAAUGAUCUAUGAUCUAGUGUGA
Molecule: messenger RNA, 1654 nt
Organism: Mycena citricolor
Lineage: Eukaryota; Fungi; Basidiomycota; Agaricomycetes; Agaricales; Mycenaceae
Source: the annotation of a GenBank genome assembly